CUUUGUGAAACAUCAGAAUGAAAUUGAUUUAGAGUACGUAAUGUACCACCAUACUAUAGGUUGUGUGUGUGUGUGUGUGUGUGUGUGUGUGUGUGUGUGUGUGAUAUUUGCCUUUGAAACAUUUUUGCAUUGACUAAUAGCAUAGCUAAGUGGUGCCGCUCUGCACUGUCCUAAUGGCCAAGCAUGAUGUUGAAACUUUAACUGCUUUGGGCUGACCCAACAUCACACUCACUGGUUUGGGGGCUGUCUAGACACCACAGUCAAUUCUGUCUCAGGUUCCUCAGCAACACAAGACAAAAUCCAGGGAGACCAGCCAGCACAAAGUGGGCAUAUGAUUGGACAUAUCAGCCAUGCGGGACAGAGACCACGGCUGGAAGUUCAGGAGGAAAUGUUGUAUUGUGUACAGCAUAAACACCACAGGUCUCAGUUCUCAAUGAUGAACCCCCUGCAUGACCACCAGUGCUGCCUGCUCCUGUUCUUUCUGUUUGUACAAGUGCAUUUUCUUGCAGGCACAAAUGUGGACUUCAGAGUUUUACAAUCACCACCCAAUUUAACUCUUUCCAAGGGAGAGACUGCAGAAAUGAAAUGCUCUUGGAAUGGGCCAAAAAACAUCAGCCGAAAGGGAAGCUGGUAUAAAGAUAAAACGAUUGAGAAGAUUUCCUCAAUCUCCAAGAGGACAAUUAUCUUAUCUCAAAACAACUCAUCAACCCUGGUCAUUCACAAUGUAUCUAGUAAUGAUUCAGGUUUAUAUGUUUGUAAAGUUAUCCAAGAUAUACCGAAACUCAUUACAAACUUUGGAAAGGGAACACAAUUAACAGUGAAUUCACAAACUAAAACCUCCACUGAGAACCAAGAGGGUGUUGAAAACCCUGAAAACGAUAAAAAUGGACUUCCACUUCAACUCACAGUGUCUUUGGCUGUUGUUGUCGGUCUACUGGUGUUCAGUGCUCCUUUUAUUAUCUGCAGAUUAAAAAGAGCAGGAAAUAAUGUGAUCAGGGAGGCACCCAUCGAAAGUGAGGAGCACAGAGAAGAAGUUGAGUCCAGCUCUAACUCCUCCAGGGGUUCAACCCAGUGGGUAAGUCGAGGCUGGAAGUUAUUUGGUAGUAAACUGUCAGGUCAAUACUCACACUGUGCAUCUGCAUACAGUUGAAGUGAAAUGCCUACACUUGAAACUCUGUUUCUCGAGGUCACCGAGUAGCCUAGUGUCAGUACGAAAAGAAAAAAAAAACUAAGAAUGUUGCUACCUAGGUUGAGUUGCUGCAGCCAACAGCUAGGCAGCUACAGUGCUACAUUUUGAGGGCAUCUUUAAAAUCAUGCCCCCAAAGACUGAUCAGUUUGUCUGUUUAAUAAUGGUCAGGAACAGGCACAUGUGGUUCAAAUGGGUUUAAUUUCCUUAACUCAUGUAUGUUUUUGGUGUAGCAUGCAACCAAUCAAUGAGAGUCCCAUCUCUCAUUCCCUUUAAAAUCCAGACAUACAGUACAUGCGCCUUGGCACAUUGCUAUUAUAAUGACGGAUUUGCCAAAUGAACAUAUCUGAUAUGCUCUGAUAUGUAUGAUAGGGAUGUAGGAGAAUGAGACAGUCGAUUUGAAUCAAUGAAAUAAAUUACAUUCGUAUUCAGAAACUAUUGCCAGAAGUGUGUCAUCCCCUGGGAAAACAAAAAAGACAAACCAGUGGUGGUGUCAUGUUGAUAUUUUGAAACUGUAUCCUCAAAACACCAGAAGGACAGAGAUGAUGACUCCAAAAUAUCAAAAUAUUUUAGGCAAAGUAAAAACUUUGGAGUGACAAUCAAAAAGCCCUGUCCUUGAUCCAACUGAUAAUAUGUGGAACUAAAAAGGUUCUUGCAAAGGGGUCCACAUAUCCUACUUAAUUCAGUUGCACGACUUCUGCAGGAGGAAUGGGCUAAAAUUCCUGUUGUGUUGUGUGAAGUUUAUAGCCUGGAGGACCAGACCCAAUCUGAAAUAUUAAGGGUCUGGCCACGAAUAAUGUAAUGGCCCAACUCGAGGGGCGGCACCAAGCACACAUUUGAAAAUCUCACUGCACGCAAUUGGAUAACACUAUACGCUCAAUGUUAACUGACUAAUUCCGGACUUCGACGCAAUUGGAUAACACUACGUCCGUCAUCUGUUUAGCCAGAGACUUUCUAAUGUGGAGACACAGCACUCAAAAAAUACUCCAUAGA
Alosa sapidissima (American shad) is the source of this 2179-nucleotide messenger RNA. RefSeq lists its product as uncharacterized. Lineage: Eukaryota; Metazoa; Chordata; Actinopteri; Clupeiformes; Clupeidae. Gene Ontology annotation, biological process: B cell differentiation; B cell receptor signaling pathway. The coding region runs from base 332 to 1150 and encodes 272 amino acids. Gene Ontology annotation, cellular component: B cell receptor complex; external side of plasma membrane. The transcript has 5 exons. The record is from RefSeq and is a predicted model, not a curated record.